Messenger RNA from Micropterus dolomieu (smallmouth bass), 559 nucleotides. RefSeq names its product pro-melanin-concentrating hormone, like (gene pmchl). Gene Ontology annotation, molecular function: type 1 melanin-concentrating hormone receptor binding; melanin-concentrating hormone activity. The record is from RefSeq and is a predicted model, not a curated record. Lineage: Eukaryota; Metazoa; Chordata; Actinopteri; Centrarchiformes; Centrarchidae. The transcript has a single exon. Bases 75 to 482 code for a protein of 135 amino acids. Gene Ontology annotation, biological process: chemical synaptic transmission; behavior.
ACAACAAAGCAAGAGCACCGGAAAGAAACUCAUCCACAAAGCCCACGCUUUGCACCUCCUGGAAGAUCUUCACCAUGAGACAGUCACUCAUGUCUGUCUUCUUUGCCGCAGCACUCUUAAUCGAGUGCCAUGCACUUUCAGUGGCGUUACCCAUGGGCAAGACUGAUGACGGCUCCUUGGAGCAGGAUGCUUUCACCUCGCUGCUGACUGACGAGGUGGCAGAAAACAGCCUCACUGACGCAGAUCUGGCUGCGACAGGCAGAACCAGAGGGCCGAGGGUAAUCGUUGUUGCCGAUCCCAGUCUGUGGAGGGACCUGCGGGUGCUGCACAACGGACUGUCCCUCUACAAGCGCAGAGCUGAUGACAGCAGCCAGGUCAUUGAGCACAGAGACGCCGGCCAGGACCUGACCAUCCCCAUCCUGAGGAGGGACACAAUGAGGUGCAUGGUGGGACGGGUGUACAGGCCAUGCUGGGAAGUCUAGGACUGUUUGCUCUUCUCGUCAAGGCGCCAAAACAGAGGACCGCUGCCACAGCCUUUCCUGCCUCACACUGCCUUAGU